Molecule: messenger RNA, 1800 nt
Organism: Malassezia vespertilionis
Lineage: Eukaryota; Fungi; Basidiomycota; Malasseziomycetes; Malasseziales; Malasseziaceae
Exons: 1
Coding region: 1-1800 (599 amino acids)
Cellular component (GO): cytoplasm
Molecular function (GO): electron-transferring-flavoprotein dehydrogenase activity; flavin adenine dinucleotide binding
Source: RefSeq, a predicted model, not a curated record
AUGCCUAGCUGUAUUUCGGACGAAGUUAAGAAUGUGGUGGUACUUGGGGGAAGUUAUGGUGGUAUGCAUACCGCUAUGGUGCUGGCAAAAAAGCUCCCCCCAACACAUCGCGUGAUUCUCAUGGAGCGGAACACGCAUUUCAACCAUCUCUAUGUAUUCCCCCGUUUUCUCGUGUUUCCCGGCCACGAGCACAAAGCGUUCGUGCCAUACACGUCCAUAUUUUCCGAAUCCCCUUCCCGAAGAAGAGCUGCGGUUUUGUCCAACAUGAAAACGGGCAAUAUGACGCGGUUAGAAAUGCAUGUCGACGAUGACGGAUCAGGCCCUCCUAUCGACGCCGCCGACGCGGAGAACGCGAUAGUAAAGGAUCGCUUGGAAAUGGAGUCUGCAUUUGACGAUAAACACGACCGGAAAGAAAAUCAGAUUAUCGAGGUCCACGAUCUAUUGAAAGGAAAACUGCGUAUUGACGACGAAUACAUUGCAAAUGGCGACGCGAAAGACGAAUUUUGUAAAGCAGAACCACACCUAGUUUUAUGUGGCGAGGUGACAAGGGUUUCCGACAAUUAUGUGACGAUAAAACAGCAAACUCCAGAAUGUGGGGACCAAAUGAACGGGUCGUUGCCAAAGAAAUCGCUUUGGUCGCUUGACACGAUGGAAAUACCUUAUACACACUUGGUAUAUGCUUUGGGUUCGCACAUGCCGGACCCCCUUUACCGCAACUCGUACUCCAAGGUGCGUGGAGUUGAAUGGAUGAAACGCACGAAUCACCGCAUUCGAGAAAGCAAGGAUAUUGUGAUUGUUGGCGGUGGCGCGCUUGGUGUAGAGCUUGCUACGGACAUUGCAACUAAGUACAAAGACAAGAACAUCACGUUGAUCCAUUCGCGCCAGCAGCUAUUACCCAAUUUUGAUAUCCGUGUACACGAGUGGGCCUAUAAACAGCUGCAGAAACUCGGCGUCAAGGUCGUGCUUGGACACCGUCUUUCGUAUGCACGCGGCUGUCCGCGCGGAACGACGCCUGAACUGUUUGAAAACUAUACACCAUCACAGAAAACGUCACCUGAUGGCAAAAUCCUACCGGUGAUUAUUUGUCCCAACGAAGCAGAACCAGGGGCAGAGCCGCUGCGCCAUCAUAUCCGCACGACGAAGGGUCUUGAGCUUGAAUGCGACUUGUUUUUGCUUUGCACAGGCCAGCAGCCGAAUUCUGCUUUGAUGGCUGAAUUCUCGCCGACCAGUGUAAAUCCGUCCACACGUCUAAUCCGUGUUAUGCAUACACUUCAGGUCAUGAAACCCGACGACCCCUACGCUGCGUCACACCCACCAGGAGCUGUAGAGACAUGCAAAGACUGUGAUUGUUUCCCGGAUAACAAGCUCGCAGGUGCGGAGUCUGACCAAGAGGAUGGGGCUAAGAACGUGGAACACUUUGACAAUAUAUAUGCUAUUGGAGACGUCGCAGACGCAUUUGGCGCGCUGAAUGCAGGGUACCAGGCUUGGUACAUGGGCGAGGCAGUUGCAGAAAACAUUCUGCGCGAUAUUAUGCGACAGGCAGACUCGGAAGAUCCCACGUCUAAGCUACCCGAUGGCGAACCUGUUCCGCUAAAAGAAUUUACUCCCCUGCCCGACAUGCUCAAAUUGACUAUUGGCGGCGGCGAGGUCGUGUCUCAAGGUGCGCCUGCUCCAGAUGAGUCGCUACCUGGCAGGCCCAUGCGACCUACCGUUCAAGUGGCACCCGAUCAAGAAGAUAUGUAUAUUGAAUCUGUGUGGAAAGGGAUGGCACUUGCCGAUCCUUCCGACAUGUACAUCUAA